CGAAAUGUUUCGAUGUUUUGCACCAGAAUGGAACAGCCGAAUUUUUCAAGGUGGAUCAUCGGUGAAUUUUGAAGUUUGAAUGCCAGUGAUGUAAGCAUGAGUUUCGCUGCUGUUUUCUGUGGAUGUGCUUCCAGGGCAACCACUCUUUUGCACUGCCCAAGGAUAUAUAACUGGCCAGCAGUGCAUAUAAUCAGAUGUUCCCACUAUGAUGUCCUUGGUGUACCUGAAAAUGCCAGCCAAAAAGACAUAAAAUCUGCCUUUAUAGAUAAAUCAAAAAAGUUCCACCCAGACAGAAAUUCUGAUCCUAAUGCAAAGAAAAUGUUUGCAAAGUGUGCUGAGGCAUAUGAAGUUUUGGGGAAAGAAAAAUCACGGUCUGAUUAUGAUGCUUCUUUGAAACAUUCAUCAUACUCAUAUGAUACUUCAUCGUCUUCAAAGUCAACAGGACCAGAUCCAUUCCAGUCACCAGGAUUUAAUCCUAGACAAAAGAGCAACCCUUAUAGGACAUAUGCAGCUCGGAAUCGUGGAACGUAUGGUGAGAGCUGGAAUCCCUUUGAAUAUGGAGAAGAUGUAUUCUUUAAACAAGGACGUCAGCGAGAAAAACAGUACUGGCAAAAAGGCACGGAUGUGAGAAAAUCACGGACUAUGGAUCCCAGGGAAGCUGCCAAGAAAGAGAAACAAAUGUUUAAAUAUUUAGGCACUUUCCUGUGUAUGUUUGUGAUACUGCAUGUAAUCAGUGAUUUUAGAUCAAAUUAUGAAACGAUGAAGAGACAAAAGAAAAUAGAAAAACGGAUAAAAGAGAGAGAUGAAUAUAGAAAGAAGUUCAAGGAGGAUCAUGGAAUGAGCUGAUUAGAAUGAGAUAAAAAAUUACUUGAGUCAGCCAGAGCCAUUCCCAAGCAGAUUUGAACUGUAGUUUGAUCUUCAUGGAGAGCCAGUAACAUACCAGGAUGAGAAUUAUCUGUUUUACACAAUCCUGAAAUAUCUAAGUGGGGAUCUGAGCUGUUGUAACAUCCAAGAUAAUAUGAUGCAGAUUUUUCAGAGGAAAAAUAUUUUACAGAAAAAUCAUUCAUAGAAGAGGGGAUGUCUUGGACCUAUGAAUGCAAAUGUUGUUUAACAUUAUUUAACUUUGUAAAUUAUGACUUUCCAAUUCAUUGGCAGGAAUAUACAAAGUAAUGCUCUUUUUGGCAUUUGAUGUGAAUUCCCAAACUAUUUGACUUUAAUUUUAAAGUCAAUGACAGGUCUGAAAUAAAGCAGAUUUUUACAUUUACAUGAUUAUCAGAUAUUAUUGAUUGAAUUUGAAAUGUUCAAUUUUUCAUUUCUGAUGAGGUUUAUAUAAAACAAAGAUACCUGUUAUAUGGAUGGUGUGCCUUCUAAUAAUGAUGUUUUGUUCAGCUUUCCUACUGAACUAAAGCAUGUGGUAUUUUUAAUGCUCAGAUCAAUUUUAAUUGGCUAAAAGUGACCCAGCUUCUGCCAUUGUGUAACUUUCAGGAUUUCAGUAUUAAAACAGCAGAGAUGAAACUAUCCCUAUCUGAAAUUGACUCAGUUACAUUGACUCAGAGUUACAUUGACUCAGAGUUACAUUGACUCAGUUACAUUGACACGGAGUUACAAUGAAACUGCAAACAGAGUAAUGAGUCAUACAUGUAAAUUCAAAGAGUAAUGAAAAUGCCAGUUGAUCUACAGCUUCAUUUGCAGUGAUUAACUUUUGUGGAUUCAUUGCAAUUACAAAAACAGCUAAAUAACUUAACUGCACACCAAAGAAUUUUUUUACAGUGCUCUGCACACUGAACUGAAAAUGGUUAUACCAUUGAUAAAUUAGAAUGAUUUCAUAUUUUUAUUUUCAAGCAAACUGUGUGCAGAAAACUUUCUUAAAUUGUUGAUAUGUUAUUGUGAUAUUGAUUUUGCAUUGUGAAGGACUAUUUAUUAAAAUGUUGAAAU
Ylistrum balloti is the source of this 1935-nucleotide messenger RNA. RefSeq names its product dnaJ homolog subfamily B member 9-like. Gene Ontology annotation, cellular component: cytoplasm. Lineage: Eukaryota; Metazoa; Mollusca; Bivalvia; Pectinida; Pectinidae. Bases 97 to 846 code for a protein of 249 amino acids. Gene Ontology annotation, biological process: protein refolding. The transcript has 7 exons. The record is from RefSeq and is a predicted model, not a curated record.